Capsella rubella is the source of this 1986-nucleotide messenger RNA. RefSeq names its product SHUGOSHIN 2. Bases 424 to 1761 code for a protein of 445 amino acids. Gene Ontology annotation, cellular component: chromosome, centromeric region; nucleus. NCBI's taxonomy places the organism in Eukaryota, Viridiplantae, Streptophyta, Magnoliopsida, Brassicales, Brassicaceae. The record is from RefSeq and is a predicted model, not a curated record. Gene Ontology annotation, biological process: meiotic sister chromatid segregation; maintenance of meiotic sister chromatid cohesion. The transcript is spliced from 17 exons.
CCGUAUCUUUCACUUUCAGAUUUCAGUCUUCUUCGCUAGAGAGAAUCUAGGGUUUGUGGAGAAACGAGCAGUCAUUUUCGCCGGAUUUCCACAACAACAUUAGUGUGACAUUCAGAAGCGGAGCGACGGCAGUGAGUCUCUGAAAUCUUGAAUUCACUUUCUUCGAUUUGUUUGAGAAGAUAAUCGAAGAGAUUCCGGCGAAAUCACGAAUUCUGAAAGCUAGGAGGGAGUCGAUUCUCACUAUCGUGUCACUGAGCAAGGGAGGGAGUCCCCUGUUGAUUUGAGGGAUAUUUGCUGGGUAAGCCUCUUUAUUAUCUGUUGAGAAGUGAGCUCGAAGACAUACUUGUGCGUCUAGUUUAGCAGCCGGGAGUCUCCAGUUUCCGAGAAACCAGAGGUCGGCGAGGGUGGUAGCCAGAUGAAAGGAUGGUGCUAACUGAAAUGAGCCUUGACUACUCAAAUAGGGUUUUAGUUUCCCAAAAUGAUCAUGUUAAACAAAUGGACAGAGACGAGAUGCAGCAGAAAGAAAAUAUAUUAUUCUCUUCACAGGAAUUUGCUCAAAAGCUUCAAAAGGAAAACAUGACACUCAUGAAAGCCCUUGCACACCGAAAUAAAAUUGUCGAGUUGAGUGGCAUUGAGUUUCAGAAAAUGCGGAUCAACUUACGGAGUGUGCAAGAAAAGAAUUUGCAGCUUGCGCAGGCAAACAGUCAGAUGUUGGCGGAACUCAAUACAAAUAGAGACAGACUCAAGGAACUCCAGCAUGAGCUUGGCUGCAAGAAUGCAUUGCUUAAGGUCAAGAAACAGCUUGAGGAGCAAACACUUUCGCGUGCAGAUGAUGCAUCGAAAGACAAGGUGCAUGACAUGAAUCAAAAAGAUACCAAGAGAAAGCGGACAUCGAGGAUUAAACCUUCAAGAAGUGCCGACAUCAAGCCAAUACACGUGAAUGAGAAAGCUAAAAGUAAAAGGAGAGUUUCUGGAGUAAUUGAUACCACUGAUAUCCCUGAAGAGACCUGUCAGACUGUAGAUGACAUUGAAAAGGAGGUUGUCUCCGUCAACAAUAAGUUUGCUCUUGAUCAAGCAAACUCGGGAAAAGACUGUGUGCCUCGCAAGAGGCAAUGCACACGAAGGCAAUCUACCAGGUUUGAUGUUCAAGAAACUGAACAAACUGAAAAAUUGCUUGUGGUGGAUGGUCCCAAAGAAACUAGUGAAACCGCAAGGCUCUCUUUGAGAAGACGGUCUGCGCGGUUAAGGCCUGAAGAAGCUGAACCAUGUCAAAGCUUCAAUGAGGGAAACAAUGUCAUAGAGACGACCAAGAGGAGAAGACUCUCUUCAAUACUACGGUCUGCAAGGUUUGAUAUCCAAGUACCAGAAGUGACUGAAACCUUGAAUGCUGAUGAUGCAAGAAGUUUAGUAAUCGAAGAGUCUCUUGGAUCAAGAUCUGAAGUUGUGGAGGAACCAUCUGAAAGCAGAGGUGACACAAAAGAGGCAAGCCAAAAACACAGAGUCUCAACGAGAAGACAAUCAGCAAUGGGUAAAUCUCAAACCGAUGAAGCAACUAAAGAAAUAGCGACAGACCCAGCAUUGGACAACAACAUAGUUGAAGAGUGUGAGCACGAAACAGAAUCAAAAGAUAAGCCUAAAGAUGAUGAAAACGAAGUCAUGAUAAGAAGAUCAUCUGUGGGAAGACCAUCGAGACAUGCCGCAGAGAAAGUCCAAUCAUACAGAGAAGUCUCACUUAAAGUGAAGAUGCGACGAAAAUGCUAAAUCUCCAGCAUUGUCUUGGGCUUAUAUAUUCGUAAUCUGCAAAAAUUAUUGUUCAAAAGCUUACUUCAUGCUCUUGUAUGACUUCGCCGCCUACUUAAACAACGAUAGUCUAAGCUAUAUCUUCGGUUUUGUAUUUUGUCGUUAGUCUCUUCUAUGCUUAUUUUUCUUGAAUUACUCAUAACUAAAGUCGUUUAAUUAUUUGGUACUGUUUUGAUUUCUUGUUAA